This is a messenger RNA of Knipowitschia caucasica, 450 nucleotides long. The record is from the annotation of a GenBank genome assembly. Lineage: Eukaryota; Metazoa; Chordata; Actinopteri; Gobiiformes; Gobiidae.
AUGGCGCCGACCGACUCGUACAAAUGGUCCCCUGAGCUCAAGCGGAAACUCAUACGUUUCAGAGCUGAAAACGAGGAGAAGUUUUUAAAGUCCAGAUAUAGCGCCAAAAAACAAUGGGAACCAUCGGUGGAUCCUCCUGUUGUUGUGGCCUCAUUCCUGGAGGAUGACAACACAACCAUAGUGCUGGAAAUUGAGGAGCCCAGCACCUCUGCAGCUGCACCAUCCUCAUCUACUGCAAAUCAGGAUGAGUCCCAACCCACAGCAUCAUCUGCUCCACCUCCAGCUCCUCCUGCUGCAUCUCCCUCUCCCCGUAAAAGAAAAAGGAAAUCAAGUGCAAUUGUAGAGUUUUUAAAAGAAGAAUCUACAAAAGAGCAGAAGAGGCAUGAGGAGAGCGAGGAAAAGUCAGAAAGAUUCCUCGGGCUGUUUCAGCAGCUGGUGGACAAAAUGUAA